Molecule: messenger RNA, 1462 nt
Organism: Periophthalmus magnuspinnatus
Lineage: Eukaryota; Metazoa; Chordata; Actinopteri; Gobiiformes; Gobiidae
Product: transcription factor IIIA-like
Exons: 4
Coding region: 93-1361 (422 amino acids)
Cellular component (GO): nucleus
Source: RefSeq, a predicted model, not a curated record
AUCGCAGCAAGUGUCGCUGUCAUGGAAGCUAAAACGUGGUGUUUAUUACUUCGAACAAAUAUUACUGGAUUUUGACGGAUUUUUGAGUGAAAAUGGAGACUAAAGCGGAGAAACAUAAGCGGUUUAUCUGCUCGUUUCAGGGUUGUUUCGCUGCGUAUAACAAACAGUGGAAAUUAGAUGCACAUUUAUGUAAACACACGGGAGUGAAGCCGCACACGUGUGGAUACCAGGGCUGCGGUAAGUCCUUCUGCAGCCCGUACCAUUUGGCGCGUCACGAGUUGAUCCACAGUGGAGACAAGCCGUUCCCCUGCACUGAGGAGGGCUGCAGCGAAGCAUUCACCACAAACUCUAACCGUCUCCGCCAUAUCGACCGAUUCCAUCGUGACACACAAGAGCCACGAUUGUAUGUCUGCAAGUUUGAGGACUGUGGACUCAGAUUCAAGAAGAACAAACAACUCAAGUCCCACAUGUGUGAACAACAUGAGAAAUUACCGCCGUAUCAAUGUACUUUUGAAGGUUGUACGAUGAGAUUCACCUUCCCGAGUAAACUGAAGCGUCAUGAGAAGGUUCACAGAGGUUAUCCGUGUGUGGAGGAGGGCUGUGCGUUUGUGGGGAAGACAUGGACAGAGUAUACGGCUCACAGGAGGGGGCAGCACCGAGCACGUUUCAGCUGUGAGGAGUGUUCUAGAAACUUCAAAGACCAGUCCAGUCUGAAUCUGCACCGGCGCAUUCACAGUGACACACGUCUAGUGCUCAAAUGCUCCCGAGGCGACUGCGACCGCACCUUCACCACAGCCUUUAAUCUCCAGAGCCAUAUAUGGUCCUUCCACGAGGAGAUUCGUCCCUUUACUUGUCCUCACCCGGGUUGUGGCCGAAGCUUCUCCAUGAAGCAGAGUUUGACGCGUCACGGAGUCAUACACGACCCUGAGAGGAAGAAGAUCCGGAAAGCUCCAAAUAAGCGGUCUCUUGCCUCAAGGCUAAGUGGAUUCGAGGACAAAAAGACCUCUGCCAAAACCAGUCUAAACCCAGUCCAGAACAGGCCUGGUCCUAGUCCUGACUUAGAUCCUGGUCUAAAUCCUGAUCCCAGAGUCAAGAGUCCCAGUCUUCCAAAUCCUGUCCCAAAUCCCGGUCUUAAUCCCAGUCCAGUGCAGAAUCCUCAUCCGGUCCAGACUUUGGUUCAGUUCCAGGAAUUAAUUUUUGACCCAAAUAAUGGACUAAACCCUUCAGGCCAGUCUCUGGUGCAGGAUCAUAGUCCCAAUUUAGUCCAGGACUCUGUGGAGCUGGUCUCUCUCCUGCAGGACACCUCUUUACUGUGUGAGACUCAUGUCAGUAACGCCCUCAGCGCCUCUGUCACUGCCUGAACUGAAAACAGGAACUUUAUUUUGAAAUAUCCAAGAAUAAUGGAUAAUUUGGAAAUUUUGAAAAUGCAGUGUUUCUGUUAUUGAGGGGGUUCUUGAUGCCC